GGAGCGCGAGCUGCAUCUAUAGUCCUGUCUCUCUGAGAUCAUUAUCAGUCACGGCAACGGGUCGCAACACACACGGAUCUAGAGCGAGCGAACAGAACACCCCCUAAUUUCGACCCACCGCCAACCGGGGAGGGGAAACGAUCGAAAACACCAGUCUUCUGCUCAACAACACGUCUACCAUUUUUACGCAUGUAACCACGAUCUCUCCAGUGACGUUACCGUUGGAUGUGGGGUUGGAGGCUACUCGGAUACAAUCUGCUAGUUUAUUUUCACUGCAGUAAAACGGUUUGCUCCGAUCCUCCCCCCGAGUCACGGAUUUGAGAGGGAAGCAGCACUAUGCUGCUGGCCGACUGACCAGCCACUGAUACGGCGAGGGGAUCUCUGCAGUGGACCUGUGAAUGUGCGUAGUUUACCCGCAUGCAAAGUUUAGCCUAUUAGCAUCACGCGCUGUAUUUCACAGAAAAAGUAAAUCUUCUAUUUUUGUGAACAUGUUCAUUUGAUUAUUAGAUCGGCUAUAAUUAUUUUUGGGGGGCUGUUUUCAGCGCACUGUUGUGUUGACGCCAUUUUCCUCGGGUUUGUCUAUAAAAAUAUUCUUGCACCAUUUGACAGCUAUCCAGGACGCUGUCAGUGCAUACGGCAGGUUCUGUACAUGUGACUACAUGGAUUUUAAAUGAUCUUGAUAACAUAUUUACACGAUAGACUCGAGUGUUCGAAAACAUUGGACAUGGUUUGGCCUUGUUGGAUUACAUGUGUUCCUGUGGGAGAACCAAUCCAGAAGGAGUAGCUAACGUUCCUAAGGCAACCCACUCUGACGGACAGCCACUCUCUGCAAACCUAUUGGCUAGCUGCCGCUGCUCUCUGGAUCCUGACUGGUUCUGGCGGGAGCGUGGAUGGAGUCGAGGGAUCUGGUUAGCUCAGCCCGACCUAAGGAGGCGGAAUUAGGAGGUGGAAGGGCUGAGCCUGAAGAGCAAGAACAGGAAAGGGCGGGUCUGGGGCCUGCGUCGCGGGGUGAUGAGGUCAUUGGUGAUGUGAUGGGUGAGCGCUGGGGGUCCCAGGGGGAAGGGGAGGGGCUAGAGGAACAGGAGUUCUCCAUUAAAGAAGCCAGCUUCCAGGAGGGGAGUCUGAAGCUGAAGAUCCAGACCACCAAACGCACCAAGAAACCCCCCAAGAGUCUGGAGAACUACAUCUGUCCCCCGGAGAUCCGGAUGACCAUCAGACCCCCCCCAGGGGAGGGCCGAGGGGGCCGGCUAGGGGGCCGUGCAGCGCAGGAGAAGGGACCCCCUAGGAAGAGGACCUAUGAGAGACCCUUCAGAGCAGCAGAACCUAAAGAGGGGGGCUACUGCAACUACUUGGGGAUGUCACCCCCCCGAAACACCAGUCCAAGCCCUCUAUCCUACACACCACACCACUGCCCCCACACACACUCACACACCAACCCCAACAGCAACACACACAGCCACCACAAUUCACUCACCAACAUACACACAGUCCAGCCUGGGCCACGCCUCCCUCCGCAUCCCCAGCCAAUCCAGUGCAUACUGAGCCCAGCAGAGAACCAGCGGGAGCCAAUAGGAGCCCUCUCUCUGAUCUGGCCCCUUCCUUCCUCAAACCUCCAAUGAAGAGAGUCCCAGGAAGCCCCUCCCCUCGCUCUUUCAGCCCCUCUCCCCAGCGACCCCUGAGCCCUGAUCCCGUGUUGCCCGUAGUAACGGACGCCAGCAUUCUGAACCUGACCUCUCUCUCCAGAGGACGGGGCUUACAGGAGGUCAGUGAGCAGCUGUUUGGAAACAUCAAGAGGAAGUACGGCAGGAAGGACCCCCAGAGGACUCUGGGUAAUACCCACAAUGCUGAGUUGCCAUGGGGGAGGAUGGCAGAGAAAGAUGCGGAGAGUCUGAUAGUUCUGGAUGAAAGGCAGAAGUACAGGAGGGAGGAGACCCCUGAGCUGGAGAGAGAAGAGAAGGAGAGCAUAGGGAGGACAAGAAAGGAGGAGGAGAGGGAGAUGCCAGCGCUUGGUGCUCCUGAGCUGAUGGAAGAGGGAAUAGGGAGGAAACGGAGGAGGAGGCGGUGUCUCCAGGAGUCACUCACCCAGGAAGACCAAUCAGAACAGCUGCAGGGCACUGACAUCACAGAGAGGAGCAAAUCAGGGCCCCCAGAGCCCAAAGUGGCCCACAAGACGGAAGGCAACAAGAUGGAGUCUCAUAAAAGAGAGACCCACAAGAUGGAAGGCAACAAGAUGGAGUCUCAUAAAAGAGAGACCCACAAGAUGGAAGGCAACAAGAUGGAGUCUCAUAAAAGAGAGUCCCACAAGAUGGAAGGCAACAAGAUGGAGUCUCAUAAAAGAGAGUCCCACAAGAUGGAAGGCAACAAGAUGGACUCCCACAGGAGUGAAUCUCGGUCAGGACGGCGUGAGGAGGGUAGCCAGCUUGAGGCAGACGGGGAGAAAGGAGAAAGAGCAGAUAAGGGAGAGAGAACAGAGAGAACAGAGAUAGGUGAGAGAGUGGAGAAAGGAGCAAGGGUGAUGAGUGGGGCCAACAUGGAAUCAGCCAUGAUCCAGAGCUGGGUGAGGAAGAACCCAGUUGGCCAUCCUAGAUCAGCCACAGAUCCCCACAAACACCCUGAUCCCAACCCUAGCCCCAGACUGCCUAGCCCGAACCCCAACCAUAUCCCUAAUUCAAGAUCCACUCUCAACCCUAACCCUAGACUGCCCAACCUAAGCCCCAUAUUUAACCCUAACCCCAAAACUAGCCUAAAACCCAGCCCUAACCCCAGCCCCAGCCUUCCCAAGACCAAGGACCGGUGGUCCUACCUGAAGUCCCGAAGCCCCCCAACCUAG
Salmo salar (Atlantic salmon) is the source of this 2830-nucleotide messenger RNA. NCBI's taxonomy places the organism in Eukaryota, Metazoa, Chordata, Actinopteri, Salmoniformes, Salmonidae. The record is from RefSeq and is a predicted model, not a curated record.